AUGCCUGUUGUCACUAAUUUCUUUGGGUUAAAGUGGACCACUGUCUAUUCUUGUGCUUUUGUGCCAGAUCUGAAGAAAAAAACAAGUGCAACUGCAUAUGAAGCAAAAGUCCAUGAGAAGCCAAAAGUGAAAGCAGACAUAGAAGUCUUUGAAAUUGACAUUCUCAGUGAUAGCUGUUGCCGGCAACUUUCUUUUCAACACCAUGGCUUCAAAACAUGUAAAAUUCAUGAAAGCCCGCUGUAUGACGACCUCCAGAAUAAUUAUGGUUUCUACACCAUGGCCCCCCCAGCCCUGGGACGUCAAAUAGUCUUCAAAAAAACUCUAAGGCCUGGAGUAGAGCUAUCGGUCUGGAAGGAUGACCUCACCACACAUGCUGUUGAUGCUGUUGUAAAUGCAGCGAAUGGAGACCUUCAACACGGGGGAGGCCUGGCCCGGGCCCUAGUAAGUGCUGGUGGCUAUGAAAUCCAGGAGGAGAGCAGAAGCUUUGUUGCCAGAUAUGGUAGAGUACCAACUGGUGAGAUUGCUGUCACAGGAGCAGGCAGGCUUCCCUGCAAACUCAUCAUCCAUGCAGUUGGGCCUCGGUGGACAAAGAGAGAUAAAGAGAGAUGCAUUGAACAGUUGAAAAGGGUCAUUAGAAACAUUCUAGAUUACGUCCUCUAUGAAAAUCUGGACAUUCAGUCGGUUGCAAUUCCAGCCAUAAGUUCUGGGAUCUUCCAGUUUCCUCUGGAUUUGUGUACAUGCAUCAUUGUGGAGACUAUCAAGGCUUAUAACUAUUAUAAAUUAGUGGUGAAUCAAUUAAAAGAAAUUCACCUGGUGAGCAAUGAAAACGCUACAACUGAUUCCUUUAAGAGGGCAUCUGAACUCAUCCUAGGAAGGAACGAGCUGGACUCCUGGGUGAGUCAAGAAGCCCCACCCUUUCUUUAG
Messenger RNA from Elephantulus edwardii (Cape elephant shrew), 924 nucleotides. Its product is annotated as poly [ADP-ribose] polymerase 9-like. Gene Ontology annotation, biological process: negative regulation of gene expression; positive regulation of type II interferon-mediated signaling pathway. Bases 1 to 924 code for a protein of 307 amino acids. Gene Ontology annotation, cellular component: cytoplasm; nucleus. The transcript is spliced from 2 exons. The record is from RefSeq and is a predicted model, not a curated record. Lineage: Eukaryota; Metazoa; Chordata; Mammalia; Macroscelidea; Macroscelididae. Gene Ontology annotation, molecular function: transcription corepressor activity; ubiquitin-like protein ligase binding.